This is a messenger RNA of Etheostoma spectabile (orangethroat darter), 849 nucleotides long. Its product is annotated as epidermal growth factor receptor kinase substrate 8. The record is from RefSeq and is a predicted model, not a curated record. Bases 88 to 630 code for a protein of 180 amino acids. Gene Ontology annotation, cellular component: plasma membrane; ruffle membrane; vesicle. Gene Ontology annotation, biological process: Rho protein signal transduction; regulation of Rho protein signal transduction; positive regulation of ruffle assembly. Gene Ontology annotation, molecular function: actin binding. NCBI's taxonomy places the organism in Eukaryota, Metazoa, Chordata, Actinopteri, Perciformes, Percidae. The transcript has 6 exons.
CACGUUUUCAAGCAACUUCUGGGAGAGUUGAACGAGAAGCAGAAUACCAGGACAGACUACAUUCCCAGUAAGCCGCUGGCGACUCCCAUGCCUCCGGCGUCCACGUCCCCCCCCCCGGUCCCGUCCAGGCUCCCCACGCCGCCGCUGCCCCCGCCUGCCCCCGAGCCCACCAGGCCGGCCCCCGAACCCACCAGGCCGGCCACCGGGGGGGGCAGCGUCAGCCGCCAGAACAGCACCACGUCCAGCGACAGCGUCGCCAUGAGGGAGCACGGCAACCAGAGACCACCGCCCGUCAACCGCAGGAAGUCCAACAUGGAGGAGGUCCAGGACGAGCUGAUGCACAGACUGACGCUGGGUCGCAGCGCCCAGAAGAAGAUCCAGGGGUCGGCUCGCGGCGGCGGCGGCCUGCCGUCCAACAGCAUCAGCUACGACUCGUCUCCUAGCGACGUCAAAGCCUGGCUGACGGCCAAAGGCUUCAGCCCAGUAACCGUCUCCAGUCUGGGGGUGCUCACCGGCGCUCAGCUGUUCUCGCUCAACAAGGACGAGCUGAAGACGGUGUGUCCCGACGACGGCGCCCGGGUCUUCAGCCAGGUCACCGUCCAGAAGGCCGCGCUGGAGGUUUUCUUCUGACCCUCCUUUGAUCUUCUGAAUCUGUAACUACAGUCAUUAAGGUAUCGUGUUCUCAGACUGGGGGGGUCCCCGUCUCGUUCUGAUGGACAGAGUUAAAGGAACAAUGCCCUAAAAUGGGUUUACAGUGACUCGGUCGGAUAAGGGAAGACUCAUCAGUUCUGCUACUGAUUAGCAGAUUGUCUUCAGAUCUGGAACCAGACAUCGCUGGUGGUCCUGAAG